AUGCUCAGUCUUGCAGAUAAAGGGUGGACGGACCCUGCGAUUCUGAUUAACAUCUUCCGACGAGGCAACCCAUAUAGAACAGGCUCAUAUCUACUGUACCUAGCGGCCCUUCUCUGUGGCUUGGGCGUCAUGAUCCCAGCUCUGCAGGGCUACUACCUUGAUACUGUCCAAGUGAACGUGAGCAUCGGAGACGGCGUGUUUAAUGAUUUAGCGCCUGCGCGCGAGUUGACACCGAAAGGCUUGACCAGUGUUGCCACUUCCAAGGAUGUUAUACCAGCCACAAUCGGGGACACCACCGCUUCAUCCGGAGACUUUUCCUAUUUGUGGACGCCUCACACGAAUUUCUCCUCCAGGCCUCCGAUCUACGACAUUCUAGGCGUGGAAAGCAGUAUACCCUGGUUCGCUUCUGCUGCACCUAUCACCGCAGAUACUGGCCUUCUUCGUGUAUAUUCUUUAGGAAUGGGAAGUUCCGUCAAUUGUGCGCCUAUUUCUUCGAACGAUUUCCCGUCUAAGUGUCCGGGAUCCAAUCCUUUCUCGACAAAUUGUUCGAACGUCGAUCCGACUAGAUCCGCGAUAUCUGGGAAUACCAGUCAGUCAUGGGCAGAUCCCUUCGUUUUCAGGGUUUGCGCUCCUGGUGACGUUAGCUCGUCGCCUUGGCAGCCAACCCUUGACAGGCAUCAGAUCAGUGAGGAUCUAUAUCUAGAUAACCAGGACUACAGCGCAGCGGAAAUUGCCACAAACUAUACUUACCGUUGCAUUGCUGAAUCAACCCUGGGCUACUUUGAGCUUCCAAAUCAGUGGAAUGGCUUUAUUAGUGAUGAUAUACUAGCUACCGCUCCCGACGUGGAUGACAUCUCUACUUACGGAGGAAUUGGAGGAAACGAGACUUUACCUGCAAUCAGCAAACGCUCAAUGCAGAGUGACAGUGCUAAUAUGCCUCCUAACCAUGUGGUCCCUGGACCUCUACUAACAUCCGUCCUGGCUAUGUUUGGCAAUGGAACAUUCUACAAUACUCUUACCUCUAUCAACAGCACGGGUCCCGAACUCACAGCUAUUUGCGAACAAGUCCAAGUCCCUUUUGGUGAUAACAUCGACGACCUUCUAUUUAACAGUCCAUAUACAAUGGAGCAAUGUUCGAAUGAACAAGGCGCCAGUGCCUUGAAUCUAUACCUCUCUAGUUGGCUGAAAACUUGGAACGAAACACUCUACCUCAACCUCGCUCUGACAGCAGGUACCUAUUAUAGCGCUCGCGAGGCUCUGAACCCCGACUUCUUCCCGGAGCCGACUGUCAACACAGACGGCGCCAUGAGCCAUUCUCGAUUCUUGUAUUCAAGUCCCGGCAUGGCCAUCCAGAAAUUCUCGAUUGUCAAGGCCCCACUAAUCGCUAUCAGCCCCCUGAUAUUGCUGUAA
Molecule: messenger RNA, 1410 nt
Organism: Letharia lupina
Lineage: Eukaryota; Fungi; Ascomycota; Lecanoromycetes; Lecanorales; Parmeliaceae
Exons: 3
Coding region: 1-1410 (469 amino acids)
Source: RefSeq, a predicted model, not a curated record